CGGCUCCGGGCGGCGCCUCUUUCCGACACACCCAGCGCCGAGACCAGGAACAGGAACAGCCGCUCCCGCCUCAGCCGCUGCUGCGUCCGCCCAGCCCCGCAGCGACCGAACGGCCCGGCCCGGCUCGGCUCGGCCCGCAGCACCAUGUCUGUCUCGGAGGAAGCUGACGGGCUCGGGGUGGCCCGGCCCCAUUACGGCUCUGUCCUGGAUAAUGAGAGGAUGACAGCAGAGGAGAUGGAUGAGAGAAGACAUCAGAAUGUGGCUUAUGAGUAUCUUUGUCAUCUGGAGGAAGCAAAGAGAUGGAUGGAGGCCUGCCUUAAUGAGGAUCUACCUCCCACAACAGAGCUGGAGGAGGGGCUAAGGAAUGGAGUCUAUCUAGCCAAACUUGGAAACUUUUUCUCCCCCAAGGUGGUGUCUCUGAAGAAAAUCUAUGACCGGGAACAAACCAGAUAUAAGGCAACUGGUCUCCAUUUCCGUCAUACUGAUAACGUUAUUCAGUGGUUGAAUGCCAUGGCUGAAAUUGGCCUCCCCAAGAUUUUCUACCCAGAAACUACUGACAUCUAUGAUCGGAAGAACAUGCCACGCUGCAUCUAUUGUAUCCAUGCACUCAGUCUGUACCUGUUUAAACUGGGACUGGCCCCUCAGAUUCAAGAUUUAUAUGGGAAGGUGGACUUCACAGAGGAGGAGAUCAGUAACAUGAGGAGUGAGCUGGAGAAGUAUGGAAUUCAGAUGCCUGCCUUCAGCAAGAUUGGAGGAAUUUUAGCUAACGAACUCUCUGUGGAUGAAGCAGCAUUGCAUGCUGCUGUUAUUGCCAUUAAUGAAGCAAUUGACCACCAAGUUCCAGCUGACACCCUGUUGGCAAUGAAAAACUCCAAUGCCAUGUUGGUGAAUCUUGAUGAACUGCUGGCAUCAAUCUAUCAGGACACAUUGUAUCGGGCAAAGAAGGACAAGAUGGAGAAUGCCAAAAACAGGACUGGCUCUGAGAAUUCAGAGAGAGAGAGGGAUGUGUACGAAGAGCUGCUGACUCAAGCUGAAAUUCAGGGCAAUGUCAACAAAGUCAACACACAUUCAGCCCUAUCAAAGAUAGAUCUGGUUUUGGAACAGGGAGAUGCAUUAGCAUUAUUUGAAGUUUUGACAUCACCAGCCCUGGGACUCCGAGGAUUACAGCGAGAAAAUUGUGACUGGUAUCUCAAGCAGCUCUUGAGUGACAGGCAGCAGAAACAGGAGGGAUUUUAGCAAUUGGGCUUAUUAAUGAAGCUCUGGACGAGGGAGACACCAGAAAGACCCUUCAAGCCUUACAGAUCCCUGCAGCAAAACUGGAGGGGGUAACCCCAAAGGUAGCACAGCACUACCAGGACACGUUGAUCCGAGCCAAGAGGGAGAAAGCACAGGACACUCAGGAUGAGACAGCUGUACUGUGGCUGGAUGAAAUUCAGGAUGGAAUUCAUCGAUCCAACAGGGACACAGAGGAGGCACAGAAAUUUUCAUUAGGAAUUCUGGCCAUUAAUGAAGCAGUGGUCCAUGGUGAUGUGGGCCAGACCCUCAGUGCCCUGCGCUCGCCUGAUGUUGGACUGUAUGGAGUCACUCCAGAGUGUGAUGAGACAUACCAGCGUGACCUGGCAGAAGCCAAGAGAGAAAAAAUGGCAGCAGGGGACAAUGGCAGUGAGUGGGUGAAGCACUGGGUGAAAGGAGGCUAUUAUUAUUACCAUAACCUGCAAACCAGAGAGGGACGUUGGGAUGAACCCUCAGGAUUUGUGCAGAAUAAUACCCAGCUCUCCCGGGAGGAGAUACAGAGCUCUAUCUCUGGAGUCACUGCUGCGUACAACAGAGAACAGCUUUGGCUUGCUAAUGAGAACCUGAUUACAAGGCUGCAGGCUUGCUGCCGUGGAUACCUUGUUCGCCAGGAAUUCAACUCCAGAAUGAAUUUCUUGAAGAAGCAAGUCCCUGCAAUCACUUGUAUCCAGUCUCAGUGGCGUGGCUACAAGCAGCGAAAGGAAUACCAAGAUCGCUUGGAGUACCUGCGAGCACACAAGGACCAAGUAGUGAAGAUUCAGUCAAUGACCAGGAUGUAUCAAGCCAGAAAGCGGUACAGAGAUCGUCUGCAGUAUUUCAGAGACCAUAUAAAGGACAUUGUAAAAAUCCAGGCUUUUAUUCGUGCAAAUAAAGCACGAGAUGACUACAAAACUCUCAUCAGUGCUGAAGACCCACCUAUGGCUGUGGUCCGGAAAUUUGUCCACUUACUGGAUCAGAGUGACCAAGAUUUUCAGGAAGAGCUUGACCUAAUGAAGCUGCGUGAGGAGGUUGUGACCCUAAUCCGAUCCAAUCAGCAACUGGAAAAUGACCUCAAUCUGAUGGACAUCAAAAUUGGACUGCUUGUGAAAAACAAAAUCACAUUGCAGGAUGUUGUCUCUCAUAGUAAGAAACUUACCAAGAAGAACAAGGAGCAGCUGUCUGACAUGAUGAUGCUGAACAAACAGAGGGGAGGUUUGAAGGCUCUAAGCAAAGAGAAGAGGGAGAAGCUGGAAGCAUAUCAGCACCUGUUCUACUUGCUUCAGACUAACCCCACCUACUUGGCCAAGCUGAUUUUUCAGAUGCCUCAGAACAAAUCCACCAAGUUUAUGGAUUCUGUGAUCUUCACGCUGUAUAACUAUGCAUCCAAUCAGAGGGAAGAAUACCUGUUACUUCGGCUUUUCCAGACAGCACUGCAGGAAGAAAUCAAAUCAAAAGUAGAUCAGAUACAUGAGAUUGUGACUGGAAACCCCACUGUUAUUAAGAUGGUGGUAAGUUUCAACCGUGGUGCCCGUGGCCAGAAUGCAAUGAGGCAGAUCCUGGCACCUGUUGUGAAGGAAAUCAUGGAUGACAAAUCACUCAACAUCAAAACUGAUCCUGUGGACAUUUACAAAUCUUGGGUUAACCAGAUGGAGUCGCAAACUGGAGAGGCCAGUAAGUUGCCGUAUGAUGUUACACCUGAGCAAGCCCUGGCUCAUGAAGAGGUGAGGACACGCCUAGAUGCAUCCAUCAAAAACAUGCGGACAGUGACAGACAAGUUCCUGUCAGCCAUCGUCAGCUCAGUGGAUAAAAUCCCUUAUGGCAUGCGCUUCAUUGCCAAGGUUCUGAAAGAUUCACUACAUGAGAAAUUUCCUGAUGCUGGUGAGGAUGAGUUGCUGAAGAUCAUUGGCAACUUACUCUAUUAUCGCUACAUGAACCCAGCUAUUGUUGCUCCAGAUGCAUUUGACAUCAUUGACCUUUCAGCUGGAGGUCAGCUGACUACAGACCAGCGCAGAAACCUUGGUUCCAUUGCAAAGAUGUUACAGCAUGCUGCAUCCAAUAAGAUGUUCAUGGGAGACAAUGCUCACCUAAGCAUCAUUAAUGAAUAUCUCUCUCAGUCCUAUCAGAAAUUCAGACGUUUUUUUCAGGCUGCCUGUGAGGUUCCAGAACUACAGGAUAAAUUUAAUGUUGAUGAAUAUUCUGACUUGGUGACUCUCACUAAACCAGUUAUCUAUAUUUCCAUUGGAGAAAUCAUCAAUACACACACUCUGCUUUUAGAUCAUCAAGAUGCGAUUGCGCCUGAGCACAAUGAUCCAAUUCAUGAGCUGCUGGAUGACCUGGGGGAAGUUCCCACUAUUGAGUCCCUGAUAGGGGAAGGGUCUGGUAACAUUAAUGACCCCAACAAGGAGAUGCUAGCAAAGACUGAAGUUUCUCUUACACUGACUAAUAAAUUUGAUGUUCCUGGCGAUGAGAAUGCUGAAAUGGAUGCAAGGACAAUCCUGCUGAAUACAAAGCGCUUGAUUGUAGAUGUAAUCCGCUUCCAGCCGGGGGAGACACUAACUGAGAUCCUGGAAACUCCAGCUACCCAUGAGCAGGAAGCAGAGCAUCAGAGAGCUAUGCAGAGACGGGCCAUUCGUGAUGCCAAAACCCCUGACAAGAUGAAAAAAUCUAAAUCUGUAAAAGAGGACAGCAACUUGAAUCUUCAAGAAAAGAAGGAGAAAAUCAAGACAGGCUUGAAGAAGUUGUCAGAACUGGGAACCGUGAACCCAAAGAAUAGAUACCAGGAGCUAAUCAAUGAUAUUGCCAAGGACAUCCGGAACCAGCGCAGAUACCGUCAGAGGAGAAAGGCAGAGCUGGUGAAGCUGCAGCAAACUUACAGUGCACUGAACUCCAAAGCCACUUUUUAUGAGGAACAGGUGGAUUAUUAUAAAAGCUAUAUCAAAACCUGCUUGGAUAACUUGGCCAGCAAGGGCAAAGUCUCUAAGAAGCCACGGGAGAUGAAAGGCAAAAAGAGUAAAAAGAUUUCUCUGAAAUAUACAGCAGCUCGACUCCAUGAGAAGGGAGUCCUGUUGGAGAUUGAAGACCUGCAAGUAAACCAGUUUAAAAAUGUGAUAUUUGAAAUCAACCCAACAGAGGAAGUAGGAGACUUUGAGGUCAAAGCAAAAUUCAUGGGCGUUCAGAUGGAAACAUUCAUGUUACAUUAUCAGGAUCUUUUGCAGCUGCAGUAUGAAGGUGUUGCUGUCAUGAAGUUGUUUGACAGAGCAAAAGUCAACGUCAACCUCCUGAUCUUCCUUCUGAACAAGAAGUUCUAUGGGAAAUAAUUGGCAUCUCCCAGAGGAGCUAUGAAAAGGGGGAUGAAUGGAAAAACUGCAUCUCUGUUUCUUAAUAUCCUCUUUCACCUGUCAGAACCAAGGACACCUAUAUAUUGAUGUACCUCCCUCUGCCCAAACUACAAGUAUAAAGUAUAAAGAAGGACUAGACUGUCAGUGAAUUAAUAAUCCUGACUGAGUCCACAGGGACUCUAUCUGUCUUACUGCUAUGAUCUUUUUUUCUGACUUUUCAGAUUCCUUGAGAAGCAUUUAGUUUAGAAUGUUUUCCGUGUACUAUUACAGUGGCAUUGGGGAUUAAACAGUUGUUAGAAUAUAUUUUGGGCUUCUGGGUGUGUUCUUUGCCUAAAUGUUUGGAUGGUGGGGCUUGAAUUCUUGUUAUUUGUUGUAGAAGAAGAAAGCUAACACAGCAGAGCAACCAGGUCUGCCUCUGUAUCUAGAAGCAGAACAGGAUUUCAGCUCAUAUUUAGACUCCCUCCUUGAAAUUCUAAGAAAACACAACAGGACAUCAACUUAGAGAAAUAUUUGCUCUGUGCUGUAGCAUGGAGAAACUGGAAAAAUUUUAACUAGCUGAUUCUGUCCAUAGCAGUGUCCAUUACCGAAGGCUCACUACCAGGAUGACUGAACUCUGUUUAUAGAUUUGAUUUGUAAAGACCUAUACUUGAGUUAUAUUUUAGCAUGUUAUUCAAUAUACGUAUGUAGCUCUGUCUUCAGGCAAUGGGGAGAAGAAAAGAUUUUGUCACAGAACUGAGUCAAAUUAAAAGUGGUCAAUGGCCAGGUUGGUCAGGUGGUUGCAGUGCCAGCUUUUGGUGGUGGCGGUGGUGACUAUUAGCUGUAUCGGACUAGUGCAGCAGAGUCCUAGAUGGCUUUCAAUGAUCUAAGUGUUGCUGAAUUAUUACUACACAUACAUUAUUGUAGCCAUGUAUAACAUCUUUAGUGAUCCAAUUCUUUUUUCAAUAUUUGUUUCUCAUUAAGACGCCUUACUAAUAUACAGAUUGUCCCGGUAGUAGAGGAAAUGAGGAAUGUGUGUGCUAAUGCUUAAAGAUGAAAAGCGGCCUUUUAUUGGGGAUGAAGGAGAGAGAUUUUUGAAUCAGUUGAGAAAAGUUUAUUUUACAGUUUUGCUUCAGAAGCUUUUAGAACAUUACAGAAAAAGUUUCUAAGUUAGCUUAUUGCUCCACAUAUCUCUACCUGAUGCCAUUAAACACUAUGAUCUACCUGCAGACUUGCCAAAGGGAAUUUACUCUGCCUUAAAUAGUCUGAGCUGUUAAAUUAUUUACAUUUUACCAAAUGUACAUGAGCAAAUGACUCCCCGUUUCCUUUACUACUUAGAUAUUCACUCAUUAUUACGGUGGUGCCUGUUACAUUGCUAUACCUAACAGAAAUGCAAAAGGACUGUUAUGAACUCCGAUCUUCAUUAAACAAACUUUUCAUUGCCCAAGUUAUCUGCUCCAGAUAAAAAUGUCAUUUUUUUUUAAAUAAUUUUAAAAUCUGUUUGACUGUUUUAUGUUCCCAGAGUAUAGGUUAAAAUAAAGUCUCUCUAUUCUUAGACACACACACAUACGCCUUACGUUUAUUUCAAAUAAUUUUGUUUUAUAAUUUAAUCACAGAGUCAGCCAUUUUAGUGUUUUUUAAAUGAAACCAGUUACUAACUCUCUGCCUGCCUUGGGAGUCAGUUGUUUCCCAUAGUCUUUUUAAGAGGCUAAUCCUGUAUGGCUCUACCUUGUGACAAUCCCUGCCACGCAAACAGUAACAAACUGAUUUUAUCUUGGUCUAUGCAGUAUUAGCAUAAUUAAAAGAAUAGAUGACACAACUUUCCUUUUGGAUGUAAAACUGACCACAUCCAGGAAGUUCCAAAUAGGGGAAAUUCUGCCCACAGAGAGGAGAACCUCAAAAUAGGAAUUCUACCCGCCAUCCUGAAAUAGCAUCAGGACAGGGACAGGAUAAAAGUCUUGACUUGCAUCUACCUGUCUCUUUUCAAUGUGAGUCCCCACUGCUGUUUAACUGAAGGGUUUUAAAUAUAACUAUCCUUUUUUAGUUAGGGAUAGUGACAAUAGGACAUUCUCAAAUUAUUCAUCAGGGGAAUAAAACAGCACCCUGACAGCUGUUCAACAAAAGGGAUUAAAUUUUCUCCAUUUAAAAAGGGCUACUUUCCCAGAUGUCUGCUUGGCUGCCUCUUCACCAUAAUCUAAGAAAUAGCUAAUGAGACAUGUUAGGCUAUUCUAAUAAAAUAUCAUAAUACCCACGAGGAGAAGAUAUUUGGAUUAUUUAUAAGAACAGCCAAUAUCUGAAAACAGAUAUUGAAAACAGUUUUGGUGCAAAUUGACAAGACAACUAGGUAGUGAGAGUGAAACAGUUUUAUGGAAACAGGUGUGCCAGUUCUAGUUGAAUAACUGUGUAACUUUGGUAGGAGUUUUUAAAAGAAUGGAGACACUCUGGCAGAAAGAUCCAGUUUCAGCACUGAAAUUUUGUAAUUUGUUACUUUAUUUAUUGGUGUCCUAGCUUUCCCUUGUCUCUUCCCUCUCCCGUCCCCACAAUCAUUGUAUUUAUCUUGGGCUUAAAUUCCUUUCAAAUAACUAGAUGGCUUAGCCUAUUGUUUGCACAUAAAAUGUCUUUGUAUUUCUCAUCUAAAUAAAAGAUAAUUUGUUCA
Trachemys scripta elegans is the source of this 7242-nucleotide messenger RNA. RefSeq names its product IQ motif containing GTPase activating protein 1 (gene IQGAP1). Gene Ontology annotation, cellular component: nucleus; cytoplasm. The record is from RefSeq and is a predicted model, not a curated record. Lineage: Eukaryota; Metazoa; Chordata; Testudines; Emydidae. Gene Ontology annotation, molecular function: GTPase activator activity; calmodulin binding; actin filament binding. Gene Ontology annotation, biological process: regulation of actin cytoskeleton organization; regulation of GTPase activity.